Molecule: messenger RNA, 1415 nt
Organism: Girardinichthys multiradiatus
Lineage: Eukaryota; Metazoa; Chordata; Actinopteri; Cyprinodontiformes; Goodeidae
Product: claudin-11-like
Exons: 3
Coding region: 250-903 (217 amino acids)
Biological process (GO): bicellular tight junction assembly; cell adhesion
Cellular component (GO): bicellular tight junction; plasma membrane
Molecular function (GO): structural molecule activity
Source: RefSeq, a predicted model, not a curated record
UCUAUUCGGACCACAGAGCAGCAGACCUUCUGACAGAUUUCCUCUUACCUUUUUCUGCGUCUUUUAGUCCUGUUCUUCUAGAUUAAGAAAAGUUUGUGAUUUUAUAUUGUUGUGAAAGUAUUCUUACAAUAGUUUUUAUUUCCUACAGACAGUAAAAGAAAUAAUCCACGAUUGAAGCCCCUCAGGAAGUUAGAAACUCGCCGAUCAUUUGUGUUUUUUGGAACGCGUAAAGACGCACUGCAGGUCUCCAUGGCGCACAUCUGCAGGCAGCUGAUUGGCGUCGGGGGGAGCUGCGCAGGCUGGGUCGGGCUCAUCUUCGCCACGGCGACCAACGACUGGGUCCGGACGUGCGACUACUCGAUGGCCACCUGCCUGCGCAUAGACGAGCUGGGCGGCCACGGCCUGUGGGCCGAGUGCAGGGUCUCCCCAACCCUUUACAACUGCGAGUUUCUGGACCAGACGUUCUCCUUGCCAGCGUACGUGCUGGUGUCUCGAGCUUUGAUGAUCUCUGCGUGUCUUCUGGGUGUCCCUGCCAUCCUGCUAGUCCUCAUGUCCAUGCCCUGCAUUCGGCUGCCCACCAACUACUCCGCCACCAUCAAGAAGCGCCGCACGCAAGCAGGCGGCAUCCUCUUCAUCAUCAUGGCUGUUUUUGGUACCAUAGCAACCGUCUGGUACCCCAUUGGCUCCAACAAAGACAAGAAACUCAUGUCCUUUGGCUACUCUCUGUAUGCUGGCUGGGUCGGAACCGGCCUCUGUCUGCUGGGCGGCGUCAUCAUCCUGUGUUUCCAGGUCGCCCUGAUCACCAGCCCGUCCAGGGAGAACAGCUUCUUCUACUCCAGACGGAGCGGGACGGCCCGGGAGGCAGAACCUCCCUCCAACCACGCCAAGAGUGAACGGGUGUGAGCAACUGGUUUACCGUCCUCACUCCAGUCUGGUUUCUUUUCUCAUCUGGGUUUCAUUGAUCAAGUAUUUUAUUACUCCGAUGUGUUUUUCUGUUAAACAUGAUCCACCACUGAGGUAGCAUCUAGUGAGGUAGCACUGUUGCCUUGCAGCAAGAAGGUCCUGGGUUCAUAUCCCAGCCAGGGGUCUCUCUGCAAGGGGUUUGCCCGAUGACCACUGGAGAUAAAAAUCACAUGAGAUCAGCAGAAUAAACACAUUUUUAUAUUAUUUUAAAGUAGUGCCAUAUUGUUUCCUGUGUUAACCUUCUUUCGUUUAGUUUCAAUUACUUUUAUCCUUUCAAUCAUUAUAAGACAAACUAGUUUUGGUACGUUUCAAUACUAAAUCCUGCUUUGAAAAACUUUGUUUCUUGUCAGUUUGUCGCAGUUUUUCACUUUUUUGUAUUUACGUCAUUUUAUGAGAGUGUAUGAUUUUUCCUUGAAAUGAUUCAGCAAUAAAACUUUCAUUUUACCAUAAAA